AUGUCACAGGAGACAGACAAUAAACGUCUGGUGGUGGUGGUCCCCAACGAGAGCUCCUACCCCGCAGUACGACGGGCCUACACCAGCGAGGACGAGGCAUGGAGGUCGUACCUGGAGAACCCGCUGACGGCGGCCACCAAGGCCAUGAUGAGCAUCAACGGGGACGAGGACAGCGCCAACGCCCUGGGCCUGCUCUACGACUACUACAAGGUGCCUAAAGAAAAGAGGCUUCUGCCAGUUCCCAAAGUCGUUGAAAUUACAGAGGAACAACAGAAGAGGUCAGUGACUUUGGGUCUUUCAGUGCCUCACUCACGCCAAAGCGAGGGGGAGACGGUGGACAACCGUGUUCAGGUCCUCAAAUCUGUUCCCGUCAACCUGUCGGUGAACACGGAGCACCAGGAGAACAAACGGGAGCACUUCAGCAGCUUGACUGAGGCGGUGUCAGGGGAUGGAGGGUCGCCAGCUGUGGCAGCGGUGAAGGCCGAGGUGUACGCACCCGUCUUCAUGACGGGAGCAGGGCUCCACUACAGGGUGGAGGGAGAAGAGUCGUCGAGGGUGAUCUACGAACAGAGUCCCUAUGAGGUGACCACCGUCAAUCACAACUCGUAUGUGAAAGAAGACCAGCAGAGUCCGCCUGACAGCCCGUAUGAAGAGGAGAGAGAUGGGCGUUCUCAACAGAAGUACCACACACCUUCCUCUCUGGCUACAGAUGACUUUUUAUUUCACCAGGAGGGAGUUGACAGCUUCCAAUACACGCUGGACGCCACUCGCUCGCUGCGUCAGAAACAGGGCGAAGGACCGAUGACCUACCUGAACAAAGGCCAGUUCUACGCUGUGACGCUCAACGAGCUCAGUGCAAACAAACGCCUCCGUCAUCCCAUCAGCAAAGUUCGGAGUGUGAUCAUGGUGGUGUUCAGCGAAGACAAGAACCGAGACGAGCAGCUGAAGUACUGGAAGUACUGGCAUUCCCGGCAGCACACAGCCAAACAGAGAGUCUUAGACAUCGCCGACUACAAGGAGAGCUUUAACACAAUCGGCAACAUUGAAGAGAUCGCCUACAACGCCAUCUCCUUCACCUGGGACGUGAAUGAAGAGGCCAAGAUCUUCAUCACAGUCAACUGUCUGAGUACAGACUUCUCCUCUCAGAAGGGGGUGAAGGGUCUUCCUCUGAUGAUCCAGAUCGACACCUACAGUUACAACAACCGCAGCAACAAGCCGCUGCACAGGGCCUACUCACAGAUCAAGGUCUUCUGUGACAAGGGAGCAGAGAGGAAAAUAAGGGACGAGGAGAGAAAACUGUUUCGCAAGAAGUCAAAAGGUAAAGAUGGAGGUGUAGGCGUGAUAACCGUUCCCAAGAAGGCCGACACCACUUAUUUCAAGACCAUGAGUGACUUGGAGGCUCAGCCCGUACUCUUCAUCCCCGACGUUCACUUUGGGAACCUGCAGAGGGCCGGGCAGGUGUUUACCUUCAACACAGAGGAGAUCGAGAGAGAAGGGUGAGUUGUGCUGGUGAAGAGGAUGUUCAGACCGUCAGAUGAAGAUCUGUGUUCGUCACCUCACAAACAGAUCAAAGAGGAGACACACAAGAGAGUGCUGUUGUACGUAAGAAAGGAGACGGACGAGGUGUUUGACGCUCUGAUGCUGAAGUCUCCCACGCUCAGAGGCCUAAUGGAUGCUAUAUCAGAGAAGUACGGCGUGGCCACAGAGAGGAUAGCCAACGUGUACAAGAAAAGUAAAAAAGGGAUCCUGGUGAACAUGGACGAUAACAUCAUCGAGCAUUACUCCAACGAAGACACCUUCAUCCUCAACAUCGACAGCUACGCAGACUCCUACAAGAUCACUCUUAUGGAGAUCUGA
Molecule: messenger RNA, 1857 nt
Organism: Anoplopoma fimbria (sablefish)
Lineage: Eukaryota; Metazoa; Chordata; Actinopteri; Perciformes; Anoplopomatidae
Gene: grhl2b
Product: grainyhead-like transcription factor 2b
Exons: 16
Biological process (GO): brain development; regulation of transcription by RNA polymerase II; neural tube development
Cellular component (GO): nucleus
Molecular function (GO): DNA-binding transcription activator activity, RNA polymerase II-specific; RNA polymerase II cis-regulatory region sequence-specific DNA binding
Source: RefSeq, a predicted model, not a curated record